Messenger RNA from Paramecium octaurelia, 735 nucleotides. NCBI's taxonomy places the organism in Eukaryota, Ciliophora, Oligohymenophorea, Peniculida, Parameciidae. The record is from the annotation of a GenBank genome assembly.
AUUUAAACAAUAAGUUUAUGUAAGAUAAGGAAAUAGACAUCCUCAUUACAGUCCCAGAAUUCAAGAAAAAUGAGGAUUUAGUCUAAUAUCGAGUUCAGUAAAAUAAAUCACUAAUUUUAUUAGAUUUCAAAACUUAAAGUCACUUUAAACAUUCGAAAAUCAUUAUAGAUAUUCAGAGCUUAAAAGAUUUCAUGAAACCUUAGAAACAUUAAAAGUUGACUUACCUGCAUUUCCAGGAUCUUAUUGGUGGAAAUCUGUCAAUUCUAAUAUUUAACUUAUAUAACAAAGAUAAUAGCUACUUGAUUCAUAUUUCAAAAAUUUGACCCAAAUCAAACUAGUUAGAGAAUCAUUAAUAUAUAAAAACUUUAUUUUAGUUGCCCAAAAGGAAAGUGAUAAAAAAGCAUAAAAGGUAUUUUAAAACAUUAUAUUUCAGGAGAACAAAGAGAAAGCAAAAAUACCUGAGAAUAAGGUCAAAAGAAAAAGAAAAUUAGAAUAGUUUGGUUAAUUCAUAACUCCUAUGCCAAAUCCAGUGAAUUUGCCACCUACUCCUGAAGAUCGAAAAGAAAGAUCUUAAUCUGUUGAGCACAAACCAGUAAAUAGCAUGUAAAGGAAUGAAAGAAAAAAAGCAAGUAAAUAAUAAUAAUCACCUGUAUUAUAUUGAUAAUAUCUAGGUCCUUAAUUUUGGAGGAUCCAAAAUAUUCAGAGGCAUAUUGUCAAAUGCUGCUAAAUAAUGAG